Malus domestica (apple) is the source of this 4344-nucleotide messenger RNA. Lineage: Eukaryota; Viridiplantae; Streptophyta; Magnoliopsida; Rosales; Rosaceae. The record is from RefSeq and is a predicted model, not a curated record.
UCAUUUAUCGUAAUAUAUUUUGUUAGCACAUAUUACUAAAUUUAACAUUUGAAUAUAAUUGUGGACCCAAGGCUUUGAAAAACAAUAUACAGUUUAGAUUUGUUUGUAGAGUCGAAGUUGUCCAGUAGCAACAGCAAAAUUCCUCGCAUCAGCAGGAGGAGGUGGGAUAUUCAUUCUUAAUUUCACCUUUAUUUGUUAAAGCCCUCAACUAGGAUAUAUUGUAACCUUUUCUUCCGUUUGAAUGCAAACAAUUUCAACGCCGAAUAUGCUUGAGCAAUUUCGUCUUUUUAUUUUUAAUGGUUUUUUUGUUUGAUCUUUGAUGAUUUUUUUGGAUUGUCGUUUGUACAUAUAUUUUAUUGAAAGAUGCCUUACAGAGUGUGUUUUGGACAAAUUUUUCUUUUAAUUAAGCAUAUUUGAAAGAAAUUUUUAAUGUAGUAGCAUUAUCAAAUACUUGUUUGGUGACUCGUCUCUGUCUCUCCAAAUUUUUAGUUUUUGUCCUCAGCUGGUGUGUUUGUAACUUUAUGCACAUACUCAACAAGAACUGAUACAAUUUCAAUUUUUCUGUACUAAAAUCUGAUCUACUCUCAAAUGCAAGAAUAGUUCAGAUUCUCUCUCUGCUCUCUGUAAUCAAAUACUCUCGCUUCGAUCGCUUCAUUCUCUUUUCUAACAGAUAGAGAGAUGGACUUGAUUGGGUUCAUUCAAGUUUUCAACAUCGUCCUCAUCGCCAUCGGGACUCUGUUGUACAUGUGCUGCAGAUCAUUGACAUUUUCUUCCUCUACUUCUUCUUCUUCUUCUGGUGCUGCUGAUGCUGCUGCAGUUGAUGAUGAUAACAACGAUGAUGUUGAUAUCCCCUCUUCUUCUUCUGGUGCUGCUGAUGCUGCUGUUGAUGAUGAUAACAAAGAUGAUGUUGAUAUCCCCUCUUUUCGAGAAAAGUAUGAUGUGUUUAUUAGUUUCAGAGGUGAGGACACCCGCGACACUUUUACCAGCCAUCUUCAUGCCGCUUUGGAAGGGAAGAAAAUCAAAACCUACAUAGACUACAGGCUGAAGAAAGGAGACGAAAUUGAACCCGCCCUACUAAAAGCAAUAGAGAAUUCAAGGCUUUCGGUGAUCAUUUUCUCCAAAAACUAUGCGUCUUCCACAUGGUGCUUGAAGGAACUUGUGCAUAUACUCGAAUGCAAAAAGAAAUAUGGCCAGAUGAUUGUAUCCAUUUUUUACGACACCAGUCCAUCAGAUGUGCGAAAACAAAAGGGGAGUUAUGCAGAUGCAUUUGCUCAACUUGAAAAACGUUUCAAGGACAGUAUGGGCAAGGUGCGCGAGUGGAGGAAAGCUUUGAUGACUGCAACCAAUCUUUCUGGGUUUGAUUAUUCAAACAAAAAAGGGACGGAGGCUGAUUUCAUUGAGGAAGUUGUGGAAGAUAUUUCAACGAAAUUGAAACGUGAAACCUCAUAUGGUUUAAAGGGCAUGUUUGGAAUUGAAAGCCGCAUCGAGCAAGUUGAAUCGUUAUUAAGCACUGAUGAUUGGCAAGGUGUUUGCACUGUAGGCAUUUGGGGUACGGGUGGCAUUGGAAAGACCACCCUUGCUAAGGCUGUGCUCAACAGACUCUCUUCUAACUUCGAAGCUACUUGUUUUCUUAGCAAUGUUAGGGAGAAAUCAGAUCAAAUAGGUGGAGCCGAUCAAUUGCAAAAGACACUUCUUAGAGAGAUCUUUAAGGAAAAAAAUCUCUCCAAAGAUUCAGCUUCUGUUCGAGAAAGGCUCAGCCGUACAAAGGUUCUCAUUGUUUUUGAUGAUGUUUGUGACUCAAGGCAAAUCAAAGAUCUAGCUGGAGAUAAUCUUCGCUACGGGAAUGGAAGUAGAAUCAUCGUAACAAGUAGAGAACAGAGCGUACUCGUGAAAGCUGUUAGUGAUGAAAAAUAUAUAUAUGAGGUUAAGAAAAUAAAAACUGAUGACGCUCUUCAGCUCUUUCAAUUUCAUGCUUUCAAGGAUAACUCUCCUAGAGAAGGAUAUACAGAGUUGUCGGCAAGGGUGGUAAAAUAUGCUGGAGGCAUUCCCCUGGCUCUUGAAGUUUUGGGUUCCUUAUUGUUUCCAUGUAAGAGCAAAAACCAGUGGGAAGAUGCAUUGAGCGCACUGAGAGAUUAUCCCAAUGAAGAAAUUCAAAAUACGUUCAGAGUAAGCUAUAAUAGAUUGGGAAGAAAUGCGCAAGAGGUAUUUCUUGAUGUAGCAUGCUUUUACAAAGGGAAUCAUAUUCAAUAUGUUAAAAAGAUGGUAGACUUUGGUGGUUCAUGUGCGGCAGAUGGAAUUAGAGUUCUCUGUGAUAGGUCUCUCAUAUCGAUUGAUUCGGAACGGGAAACCAUAGAUAUGCAUGAUUUGGUACAAGAAAUGGGUUGGGCAAUUGUUGGCGAACAAUGUAUUGAAGAGCCCGGACGACGCAAUAGGUUGUUCAUUGUUGAGGAUAUCUAUCAUGUAUUGAAAAAUAACACGGGAACUGAAAAGGUUCAAGCCAUAUUCUUUAACGGAGAGCAAAUCUUGGAUCGUGCAGACUUCAAAAGGAUGUAUAAUAUGAGAUUGCUCGGUGUUGGUUCUUGGGGGUGGCGGUGUGGGUGGGGGGGCAAAAUAUUAAACAGUAAAACUCUCUUUGUUCUUCCCAAUUCUCUUCGUUAUCUUUUCUGGGUGGCAUAUCCUUUGAAAUCUUUGCCCCCAGAAUUUUCUCUUGAAAAUCUUGUUGAGCUUCAUAUGCCCGAUAGCGAAGUCACGCAACUUUGGGAUGGAGGCCAGAAUCCUGGGAACUUAAAAGUGAUCCAACUUUGUAACUGCAAACAUCUAACUGCACUUCCAAAUCUCUUGGGGAGUCCAAAUAUCGAGCACAUGGAUCUUUUUGGAUGUGAAAGUUUGGUUGAAAUUCCUCAGUAUUUUAAAAAUCUUGACAAACUCACUUAUCUUGAUCUUUCAAGGUGCUACUGUCUCAAGCAUCUUCCAGAGAUGCCAGGCAAUAUUGAAUUCUUAAAAUUACAAGGCAGUGGCAUAAAGGAGUUGCCGUCAUCAGUUUGGUCUCAUGAAAAAAUUUCUUCCUUGGAUAUUACAUAUUGUGAAGAACUUAAGGAACUUCCAAGUAACACUUGCAAGCUGAAAGUCCCUGGUGCUUUUAGUAUAGAGGGCUGCUGCUCUCUUGAAAAGUUUUGGGAGCUUCCCAGGGGCAUUGGUGAAUUAGAUUUUUCAAGAACAAAAAUAGAAGUAUUGCCCACGUCAUCAAUGGAGUGUCUCUUUUGUCUCACCAAACUUAAACUGAAGGAUUGCAAAAAUCUUGUGAGCCUCCCACCGAGCAUUUGUAAGUUGAAAUCUCUUGAGGAACUUGAUCUCACUAGUUGCUCUGAACUUAAAGUUGUCCCAAGUAGCAUCUACAAAUUAACAAAUAUCAAAACGCUCAGCUUUAGUUACUGUUGGAAACUCCGAAAUUUUCCUCAGCCGACUGGCUUAGUUGGUUUUCCCUCUCUUGAAGUACUAAACCUCAAAUACAGCGGUAUAUUAGAAAUCCCUGAGGGCCUCAUUUGCUCAACCACAUUACGGGAUCUUAAUCUGAGCAGAACUAAAAUUCGGAGCAUACCCUCAAGCAUUAAACAAGCUGCUCAGCUGUCUUGCCAGUGCUUAAUCAAGUGCAAGAAGCUUCGAUCUUUACCAGAGGUCCCAAUGCUCAGUCGUCUUCAAGCAAAUGGCUGCAAGUCACUGAAGACAGUGUCGAGUUCAAGGACUGCAAUUACACAAUGUUGGAAUAGAUAUGAAUUGCUUCGAGAGCAACUUAACUUUUCUAAUUGCGGAAGGUUGGGUUAUGAUGCAAGGAGCAGCAUAAUGGUUGAUGCACAGCUUAGAAUCAUGCGAGUGGCAACUGCGUCUUCAAAGUUAGAAGAGGAAGAUUACGAAAAGUACUCUGGGCCCUUAGUUACCAUUCUAUGUCCGGGAGAUGAAAUUCCAAAUUGGUUCGUACAUCAAAAUGAGGGGGCUUCAAUAAAUGUCAGGCUUCCUGCAAAUUGGUUUCGUGAAGGUUUCUUGGGUUUCGCUCUCUCUUUUGUUGCAUCCAUACUCUUUGCUCCACAUGUGCAGUUUGAAUGCAAGUACAAUUUCAAAACUGGAGAGGGGGAAAGUCAUGAAAUCAAUUGUUAUUUCAAUUUAGAAAUUAAAGAUGAAGGAAUUUGUCAUUACUCAUAUCUACAGCAUGUGUUCGUAUUGUAUAAAGACCUUGAAUAUGAAGAGAGAACAAAAUGGUCCUCUGCUUUUUACGACCGCGUCAGUUACGGUGGUUUGGACAUGUGCAAAGAAGGCCUACUGACGCUCCGAUUAGAAGAUGCGACUAUG